Chaetomium strumarium is the source of this 600-nucleotide messenger RNA. RefSeq lists its product as uncharacterized. NCBI's taxonomy places the organism in Eukaryota, Fungi, Ascomycota, Sordariomycetes, Sordariales, Chaetomiaceae. The record is from RefSeq and is a predicted model, not a curated record. The transcript has a single exon. The coding region runs from base 1 to 600 and encodes 199 amino acids.
AUGUCCCGAAAAAUCACCGCCAACAACCUGCAGUACACCACGACCCUGCCGCCCUUCCUCGCCCGCCUGCGCGGCCAGCACACCUCCGAAACCGACCGCGACGCGCCCGACCCGAUCCUCGCAGCGAGGCGUCGGCCCGCCAAACCGCGCUCCGGCAGCGCCGAGGCCGAGGACGCGCCGCUGGUGGUCGACGAGUACGGCAACACCGUGGUGGACAUCACCGUCGGUGUCGACGGAACAGUCAAGGAGAAAUCGGAACAGGCAGGAUCCGCGGGAGAUGCGCAGAACAAGGACGGGGAUACAUCCAGCAGUGUAGCAGCAGCAGAGGGCGCGGCGGGGGAGCAACUGCCGGGCGUCAUUCAAGCUGGCGCGCAGCGCAAGAAGCGCAAGAUUGGCAGAGUCAUUGGUGGUGCAGAUGCCGAUGAGGGCGAGUCUGAGGAAACGGGCUGGAAAGAGAAGGAGGGAGCAAAGACGAGCAAGCCCGCAACAGCUACAGCUCGGGAACCACAAGAGAGCGGCGAUUCUGCCCCCGCUCCCAAGGCGAAGACCAAGAAAAAGGCUAAGAAGAUCAAGCUCAGCUUUGGUGACGAGGAGGGCUGA